UCCUGGAGGUCAAGGAUGUUGCCCAGGAAUUUCUAUCAGCAUUCCAGGUACAAAGCCUGGCAAACAGUGCCCUGGCUUCCGUGGUCUGCUAAAGUCGGCAAGAGUCGCUGUAAUGAAGAGUGUGAAAGACCGCAGCCUGGGAGGGAUGGAGAAGAAAGCGUGGAGGGAAGUCUCCUGAUGACUCCGCUUGCACUCCAGCCUGACUAUCUCAUCCGAACACUAGAGGGCACUGUGGCCGGCGGCUGCUCCGCGACACGAACGCGGCGCUCCAUCCCUCCUCCUCGCUCCUCCUCCACGUGGGGACGCAGGAUGGCGGACGCUGUGGCGGACGAGGCAGCGGCGGGCGACGUGCAGCGGCUGCUCGUGCAGUUCCAGGAUGAGGGUGGCCAGCUGCUGGGCUCCCCGUUUGACGUGCCUGUGGACAUCACGCCGGACAAGCUGCAGCUCGUGUGCAACGCGCUGCUGGCCCAGGAGGAGCCCUUGCCCCUUGCUUUCUAUGUCCACGAUGCUGAGAUAGUGUCCUCCCUGGGGAAGACGCUGGAGUCGCAGUCUGUGGAGACAGAGAAAAUCGUAGACAUCAUCUACCAGCCUCAGGCUGUCUUCAGAGUCCGUGCUGUGACACGGUGCACCAGCUCGUUGGAAGGUCACAGUGAAGCAGUCAUUUCUGUGGCCUUCAGCCCUACGGGAAAGUACCUGGCCAGUGGCUCCGGAGACACCACCGUGCGCUUCUGGGAUCUCAGCACCGAGACACCGCAUUUCACAUGCAAAGGACACCGGCACUGGGUCCUUAGCAUAUCCUGGUCCCCAGAUGGCAAGAAACUGGCCUCUGGCUGCAAGAAUGGCCAGAUUCUCCUGUGGGACCCAAGCACAGGGAUGCAGGUGGGCAGAACCCUGACUGGCCACAGCAAGUGGAUCACAGGCCUGAGCUGGGAGCCCCUUCACAUGAACCCUGAGUGCCGUUAUGUGGCCAGCAGCUCCAAAGACGGCAGCGUACGAGUCUGGGACACAACCGCAGGUCGCUGUGAGCGCAUCCUCACCGGGCACACGCAAUCAGUUACCUGCCUCUGCUGGGGAGGGGACGGGCUCCUAUACUCUGCUUCCCAGGACCGCACCAUCAAAGUCUGGAGGGCCCAUGAUGGAGUGCUGUGCCGGACUCUUCAAGGUCAUGGCCACUGGGUGAACACCAUGGCACUUAGCACAGACUAUGCCCUGCGCACAGGGGCCUUUGAGCCUGCUGAAGCCACAGUGAAUGCCCAAGACCUGAAGGGGUCCUUGAAGGAGCUGAAGGAGAGAGCAUCAAGACGCUACAACCUUGUGCGGGGCCAAGGCCCAGAGAGGCUGGUAUCUGGCUCAGACGACUUCACCUUAUUCCUGUGGUCCCCAGCAGAGGACAAGAAGCCCCUCGCGCGGAUGACAGGACACCAGGCCCUCAUCAACCAGGUGCUCUUCUCUCCUGACUCCCGCAUCGUGGCCAGUGCCUCCUUCGACAAAUCCAUCAAGCUGUGGGAUGGUAGGACGGGCAAGUACUUGGCUUCCCUUCGUGGCCACGUGGCUGCUGUGUACCAGAUUGCCUGGUCGGCUGACAGCCGGCUGCUGGUCAGUGGCAGCAGCGACAGCACACUGAAGGUGUGGGAUGUGAAGGCCCAGAAACUGGCCACAGACCUGCCUGGCCAUGCUGAUGAGGUAUAUGCUGUCGACUGGAGUCCAGAUGGCCAGAGAGUAGCAAGUGGUGGGAAAGACAAAUGUCUCCGGAUAUGGAGAAGGUGAAGAAUUCUACAGCUUCCUACCUUACCUGGACUCAGCCUCUGCCUGCCCUGCCAGAGAUCUAAGAAUGCAGGUGGCCAUCUGCCCAGGACAGGCGGUCUACAUGUGACAGUCAUAGGAAGUUACAACAUGGAGCUAAGCCCUGGCCACUUCUGGCCGGUACUGACAGCAGUGGGAAAGCCAGGCCUCUGGUCCCCAUGUCCUUUUUCCAAGUGUCAGCUGUGCAGGCCCACACCCUCAGCCGUGUGGCCAAAUAAAUAGCAUAUUUUGCA
Molecule: messenger RNA, 2036 nt
Organism: Mesocricetus auratus (golden hamster)
Lineage: Eukaryota; Metazoa; Chordata; Mammalia; Rodentia; Cricetidae
Gene: Nle1
Product: notchless homolog 1
Exons: 14
Coding region: 16-1767 (583 amino acids)
Biological process (GO): ribosomal large subunit assembly; Notch signaling pathway
Cellular component (GO): nucleolus
Molecular function (GO): protein binding
Source: RefSeq, a predicted model, not a curated record